AUGGCCGGUCAGCAACGACCAGAAGUCUUUCGUUCGACGACAAGAGAAGUCGUCUGUGUUUUAACUCUGUGUUCUUCUGUCGCUACAUCAAGUCUCGGUUCUGGUUCUCUCCAAGUUGCUCUCCCUAAAAUCGGGAAAUACUACAACAUCGAUGGAGGGGAUCUGACAUGGAUCAUUGCUUCUGGUACUUUGACCGCUGGUUCCUUUCUUCUGCUUUGUGGUUCUCUCUCGGACAUUGUUGGUCGAAAACGUAUGCUAUUCAUCAGUUACGGAUGGUUUUCUCUCUGGAAUCUCGCUGCUGGUUUUGCCAAAAGCCAUAUCCUGUUCGACAUAUUUCGUGGCCUGGCCGGAAUUGGAACUGUAAGUUCGAUGGCCGGAGCUAUUCCUGCUUGUGUCGGGAUCCUAGGAUCUACGUAUCAACGAGGAACAAGGAAGAAUAAGGCUUUCGCUGUCCUCGGCGGGUUCCAACCUCUUGGCUACGUCUUUGGUAUUGUCACUGGUGGUAUUGCAACUGAGUUCCUCUCAUGGCAGGCGAAUGUCUGGUUCCUGGCGAUCUUGUACACUGCUAUCACGAUCCUUACAUGGUUCUUUGUCCCAUCAGACCAAGAACUUCUUGAGCAUGUCCAGAAGCAGGAGCUGCAAGGCAACCGGAUGAGUGGUAUCCAGCAGUCACAGUCCGUCAUCGUUCAAAAGCCCAUCUCGACCCUCCUUAAACAAGUCGACUUCAUUGGAGCCUUUCUUGUCACUGCUGGUUUCGCCCUUUUUGUCUUCUCACUCACUUCAGCAUCCAAAGCUGCUAGCGGAUGGACUUCCCCCGAAAUCCUGUCCUGUCUUAUCAUCGGACUCGCACUCGUUUUCGCAUUCUUGGGAUGGCAGUGGUAUAUUGGUCGCAAAGAUAAUGAGUCCGGCGUGCAGCCGCUUAUGCCAUUAUCUAUUUGGAAGUAUCCUAAUCUUGGAUUGGUUAUGGUCAUUGUUACGCUCGGAUUCAUCAACUUUACUGGAGUCCUGAUGUUCUGGAGUACGCUUUGGUUCCAAGAAAUUAAUAAGGUUUCUCCUUUGAUGACUACAGCCCGUUACCUACCGCAAGUUAUUGGAGGGUUUAUAGUCAAUGCUUUUGCUGCUUAUACUCUCCAUAUUAUACCCGGAAAACUACUUUUAAUUGUCGGCAUGGUUUCGUUUACCGGUUCCACUUUGUUAUUCGCUCUCCAACCUGCAAAUGUUUCUUAUUGGGCUAUGGCUUUUCCUUCAUUGUGUUUAUCAGUUAUCGGCGCCGACCUGGUCUACAUGGUUUCCAAUCUUUUCGUCUCAGAGUCGGUCCCAAACAAUCUCAAGUCAACCGCUGGCGCCGUUUUCAACACUGUCAUUGCUCUAGCUAACACUAUUGGCCUGGGUGCCGGCGCAGCAGUCGCCAAUUCAGUCGCUAACCGUGGACCCCGUGCUGGCGAGAGUGCCGAAGACUUCACUGUUCGGACUUAUCAAUCCGCUUUCUGGUUUGCAACAGCCGCAACAGCAAUUGCUACGAUCCUUUGUUUGUUUGUGAAGGUUGGACGACAAGGUCAUGAAAAACCGGGAGAUAUUGAAGAUUCUACUUCAGAAAACGGUGUUCAUGGUGCCGUUGAAGCUCAUCAGAACAAUGAGAGUGGGACCACUGUCAUUGCGGCCGAAGGGCAAGAAAAGGGACUCGAAAUAGACCGUAGUACACCAAUGCAGUCUUUGUCUGUUCUGGAUUUCGACGACAAGGGAACAACUGUUGCUAACAGUCCUAUACCUCCCGAAAGUCAUGAACCUAAAGUUGAAUUUGAUGAGAAAAAGGGCUAA
This is a messenger RNA of Orbilia oligospora ATCC 24927, 1818 nucleotides long. RefSeq lists its product as uncharacterized. NCBI's taxonomy places the organism in Eukaryota, Fungi, Ascomycota, Orbiliomycetes, Orbiliales, Orbiliaceae. The transcript has 9 exons. Bases 1 to 1818 code for a protein of 605 amino acids. Gene Ontology annotation, molecular function: transmembrane transporter activity. Gene Ontology annotation, biological process: transmembrane transport. The record is from RefSeq and is a predicted model, not a curated record. Gene Ontology annotation, cellular component: membrane.